AUGGGUAUGGGACUCUUCCCUAUCUUAUCGGAGUACAUGUCAACUCAGGGGCGAUUUGACUUCAACUUCGAAGGCAAAACUGUGCUGGAGCUCGGUGCCGGCACCGGACUUCCCGGCUUGACGGCGGCGAAACUCGGCGCGAGCCUGGUCAUAUUAACUGACGUCGAGCCCUUACUAGCAGGGUUAGUAAGAAAUGUGGAGGAGAAUGGUCUUCAAAACCGAGUUGCGGUGAGUAAACUCGUUUGGGGAUCGGACGAGUUACCGAGUCGGAUAGGUGGGUUGGGUGAGGUAGACUUGGUGCUCAUGUCGGACGUGUUCUUUGGUGCGUCAGAGACGGUGGCAUUGGCGGAUACAUUGAAGAGGGUUUGUGGGAAGGGGACGAGGGUAUGGGCGGCAAGCGAGUUGAGGCCAUGGACAACUAAUGAAUGUGUGAAUGAGUUAAUAAGUGAAGGGUUUGGAGUUGUUGAGUUGUCGAGUCAACUCGGCAAUGGAUUUGCUUCAGCGGGGAAAGACGACAGUUUUGAUGUGUUUUCUGUUUUUCAGUUGGUCCUACCAAAUCAAGAUAAGGACCGUUUAGAAGAAGAAUAAGACUGACUGUGCACCACUUCUUUUUCAUCACUAGACGUGGCACAAUCAGAAGCAUCAAAUAUUUAAUAAAUUUU
Ilex paraguariensis (yerba mate) is the source of this 662-nucleotide messenger RNA. NCBI's taxonomy places the organism in Eukaryota, Viridiplantae, Streptophyta, Magnoliopsida, Aquifoliales, Aquifoliaceae. The record is from the annotation of a GenBank genome assembly.